Messenger RNA from Xiphophorus maculatus (southern platyfish), 5925 nucleotides. RefSeq names its product transient receptor potential cation channel subfamily M member 2 (gene trpm2). Gene Ontology annotation, molecular function: ligand-gated calcium channel activity. Gene Ontology annotation, biological process: calcium ion transmembrane transport. The record is from RefSeq and is a predicted model, not a curated record. The transcript is spliced from 31 exons. Gene Ontology annotation, cellular component: membrane. The coding region runs from base 1115 to 5326 and encodes 1403 amino acids. NCBI's taxonomy places the organism in Eukaryota, Metazoa, Chordata, Actinopteri, Cyprinodontiformes, Poeciliidae.
AAUCAGAUCAGGCAUAAUAAAUUUGUAGAAUAACCGAGAAAAAUUGCUAACAUGUUUUAUAAAAGCUGACAAGAUACAAAAAAAGUCACCACCUGAAUUUCACUGAGCAGAUAAGUAUGAACUUCACAUUUGAUUGUACCUGCAUGGAGUUAUUUAACUUGUUUAACCCUAGCUGAUGCAGUGGCUAACUUCUCAUUUCUUUAAUAACCGUGCAAAAUGACACAUGAAAUGGUCAUGGAGAAGCUGCUGGUCUGUUUAAGAAGGGCCGAAUCAUUGGCAUCGAGCAUAGAAAAAUAUCUACGGAGGUUGCAGAUUUGGACUGCCAUCAUUAAAAACUGGAAGGAUAGUGUUUUUUUUAUGUCACUGGUACUUUGUUACUGUUACUGUGACUCUUGUAUGCGCGAGUGCUGUGUGUCAGGUUUGAGGUGACACACUAGCGCUGCACUUUUCAUUGUUAGGGUGUGUUUUCCCACCGUCAAUAAAGCUGAGUGAUAAAAGACAAAAAGGAAAGCUUGUCCAUUCCACACUCCUUAUUAAUGGCAAGUCUAAACAACAAACAGAAGUGCACUUUUAAUUAACUAGUUAAUUUCUUGCUCUGGAUUUUAUGUAGGGGAAUGUCUAAACCUUCCAGAGAAUCCUAUGCAAAAAAUGUUCCUUUCACUUCAUUUAUUCACUGCUUUGUGUUUUUCAUAAACAACUCCAAUAAAAUUCAUUGAUGCUUGUAAUUGUGAUAUAACUAAAUUUAAGAAGGAGUACUAUGAAUGAUUUCCAAAACACUGGGAUAAAUCUGAAAAAACUCAAAUACCUUUAUGUAAUUAUUACUUUUCACAAUUUACACUUUGUUACAUAAAAUAGAUAAUUUUUAAUGGAUUUUGAAGAAAUUUGAUGCUUUAGUCCCUCCUGAUGUCAGUAAAAGCAGCAAUGCACGCAGACUGCAUUGUACAGAGAGCUCAGGGUCAAUUACUCAGCAGUAUUUCCACCCUGCACAGCUGUGAUGCAGAACAGACUGUCUGCCAGCACAGAGGCUGCAGAGACUGCUCUCCCCUGCCAUGCUGUCGGCCUGGCUUCAAUCUGACUUCAAUCUGAUCACCACCGAUCCUUGUGUUAUUCCACCAUGAAGGGAGAUGAGAUUCAGUCACAGUUUUUUCUGGCAACCAAAACAGCACGUGAACAUCUGUUCAUCUCUCCUUCUUUCCAGCGACUUCCUUUUAUCUCAUGGAUCAAGGCGAACAUUUCAAAAAAGGAAUGCUCCUUUUUUCAGAGGGAUCCCAGGAAAGAGCAACUAUGUCGUUGUGGUUACUCUAAGACUGACCACACUGAUGAAGCCAUCAAGCCAGAGGACUUCACCGGGGAAACCUGGGACAAAGGAAAACAUAUCCACAAAGCUCCAACAGAUGCUUUUGGAGACAUCAGCUUUGGUGGUUUGGGGCAAAAGACAAGCAAGUAUGUACGAGUGUCGGCAGACACCGAAGCUGAGGUGCUCUACGAGUUACUGACUCAACAAUGGAGACUUUUGCCUCCAAAUUUGCUCAUAUCUGUGACUGGAGGAGCCAAUAACUUCUACCUGAAGCCCCACCUGCAGAAGACUUUUCGCAGAGGGCUUAUCAAAGUUGCACAGACUACAGGUGCAUGGAUCCUCACUGGCGGUACCCACUCUGGUGUGAUGAUGCAUGUGGGACAGGCUGUGAGGGAGUACGCCCUGAGUAACACCAUACAGGGGCAAGUAGUGGCUAUUGGAGUGGCAACAUGGGGAGUAAUUCACAACAGGGAUAAAUUGGUACAUGAAGAAGGUUGCUUCCCAGCUAAUUAUGUGAUUGACACACAAGGUCAGGGUGCUCUGGCCUGUCUUGAUAACAAUCAUUCCCACUUCCUGCUGGUUGAUGAUGGAACCAAUGGACGCUAUCUUGUGGAGACUGAGCUGCGUGCAAAACUAGAGAAACACAUCUCAUGCAGAAAUCUUGGAAACAAAGUGAGUUCUAUGACCAUCCCAGUGGUUUGUGUGGCAUUGGAUGGAGGACCGGGCACACUCGAUACCCUCUAUAAAGCCAUGCUCAGUGGCACACCAUGCAUAAUCCUGGAGGGCUCUGGGAGAAUAGCAGAUGUUAUUGCUCAGGUGUUUGGAAAACCGGUCAGCCAGAUCACCAUCACCCUCAUCCGACAGCAGAUGAUGGAGUCUUUUGGUCAAGAGUAUGAAAAGUUUGAAGAACAUGAGAUUAUAGAGUUUACAAAAAAGAUUCAGGACAUCAUCGGGAUGUCUCAUUUGCUGACAAUAUUCAAAGCAAGCGAGGACGAUCAGGGGGGAGUGGAUUUGGAUGUGGCCAUCCUAAAAGCUCUUCUCAAAGCUUCAAAGACUGAUGAAUCACGAGGAGGUGAGUCCUGGAAGAGGCAGCUGGAGCUGGCUAUCACCUGGAAUCGAGUGGACUUAGCUAAGACUGAGAUUUUCACUGAGCAAAGCAUGUGGAAGUCCAACGACCUCCAUUGGGCCAUGACUUUAGCCCUGGUUGGCAACAAGCCUGAGUUUGUGAGUCUUCUCCUGGAGAAUGGUUUGUGUCUGAGGGACUUCCUGAAGGAUGACAACACCCUUUGUGAGCUCUACAAACAGCUCCCCAACUGCUUCUUCUUGGACAAGUUGGCCAAGAGGGUGAACCUUGCCAGCAGCAGCAGAAGUCAGGCACUGGGCCAAAGGGCUCAUGUUCUGGCAGGAGCAAAGAUCUCACUGACUCAUGUCUCUGAUGAAGUGCGCCACCUGCUGGGAAAAUUCACACAGCACAUCUAUCCUUCAUCUGCCAAGACAUACCAUCUUGACAUGUCCACAGAGGACAUCUCAUCAUCUGUAUCUAAAGAUCAGACAAUGAUGCAGGACCUGUUGAGGCAGAACAGAGCUGAAGCUCAGAGGGAUCCAGGCAGUGACCUUUUCCUUUGGACAAUUAUCCAGAACAACAAGGAGCUGUCUGAAAUUGCCUGGGAUCAGUGUGGAGACUGCAUGUCUGGUGCUCUGGCUGCCAGCAAGAUCCUGAAGAAAAUGGCAGAGGAGUCAAUUGAUGCAGACGAGCCUCAAGAAAUGCUGGAGCUCGCAAAGCACUAUGAAAAUCAUGCGAUUGGUGUGUUCAACGAGUGCUACAAUAGUGACAAGGAACGUGCCCAGAAGCUGCUGGUUCGAAUCUCAUGCUUUUGGGGCAAGACAACGUGUCUGAGGCUGGCACUUGAGGCCAAUGAUAAAAACUUUGUGGCUCUGUCAGGUGUUCAGGAUCUUCUUACUCAGAUCUGGUGUGGUGAGCUUUCAGUUGAAAAUCCUGUUUGGAGGGUGCUGGUCUGUAUGGUCUUCUUCCCUCUGAUCUACACAAGAUUUGUGGUUUUCAGGAAGCAGAAUGUGGAGCCGCCUCUGGGCUGCUGGUCCAGACUGGUUGGACUGUACAGCGCUCCUCAAGUCAAGUUUUAUGGAAACAUCAUCUCAUACUUUGCCUUCCUGUUCCUCUUUGCUGUGGUCCUGAUGGUCGACUUCCAGAGUACACCAUCCAUAGUAGAGCUGGUGCUCUACUUCUGGUUGUUCUCUCUGGUGUGUGAAGAGAUCAGACAGCUGUUUUAUGAUCCUGAUGGUUUUGGAUUUCGUAAGAAAGCCAAGAGAUACAUUCAUGAGAUGUGGAACAUAUUGGAUGUCAUCUCCAUCGUGCUGUUCUGUCUGGGUCUUGCAUUCAGGCUGACAACUGAGUUGUUUUACGCAGGUAAAAUCCUCCUGUGCAUCGACUUUGUGGUCUUCUGCCUCCGUCUUAUGGCAAUUUUCACCAUCAGUCGAAUACUGGGACCUAAAAUCAUCAUAGUCAGGAAAAUGAUGAUGGACAUGUUCUUCUUCAUGUUUCUCCUGAGCAUCUGGGUUGUGGCGUACGGUGUGGCCAAACAAGGCAUCCUCAUCCAUAAUGACAAUCGACUGGACUGGAUCAUCCGCGGGGCUAUUUACGAGCCGUACCUCAUUAUAUUUGGAAGUUUCCCUGAAAAUAUUGACAAUGCUGCAUUUGAUAUAAAUUCAUGCAGCAUGAAUGGUACGGAUCCCCUGAAGCCCAAAUGUCCUGUGCUGAAUGAAAACCAAAUGCCGGUCUUCCCUGAGUGGCUCACCAUCAUCAUGCUCUGUGUUUAUUUGCUCUUUGCCAACAUAUUGCUCCUUAACCUCCUCAUAGCCAUCUUUAACUACACAUUUGAGGAGGUGCAUGACAACACGGAUAGUAUCUGGAAGUUUCAAAGAUACGAGCUGAUCAAAGAAUACUAUAGCCGCCCAGCUGCCCCACCUCCUUUCAUCAUCUUCAGUCAUCUCUAUCUCUUCAUCAGAAAAAUGGUGCUGUUCAAGGCUCCGAUCUCAUCUACUGAGUUCAAGAAGCAGCUUCCUCAGACAGAAGAAGAGGAGCUAUUGUCCUGGGAAGCUUUGAUGAAGGACAGACACCUGCUGUCUGCACGGCAGGAGCAGAGCCAGAGCAUGGAGAGACGCAUUCUGGAUACAUCUCAAAAGGUUACCACCUUAACUGAACGGAUGGAGAGACUAGAAGAACAGGUCACCCAGUCAAACAAAUCACUGCAGUGGAUUGUUGACAGUCUGAAAUCUCAGGGUUUUUCUGCAAAAGAAACUCAACCACAGGAUGAAUCCUCCAACUCUUUGAGGACACCAGAAAAAGAAGAUGGCUUCCACGAGAAGUCCCAUCAGCUUCAAUACCCGGACAGCUUCCCUGUUCCAGAGGAAAAAGUCAGUCUCAGCUCAUUCAUGUCGACCUAUGGGAGUUCUGAAGGUGGAAAUGACCAUGCAGGCAGAUCUGGACCAGAAGGCUUAGAUAAUUACAGAAACCCAGGAGGGAGGACAGGCAUCAAGGGAAGAGGCGCACUCAGCCGUCUUGGUCCAAAUUUGAACCUGGAUCUCGUGGUUACACGGUGGCGAGACAGUGCGAGGUCUGUGCUGGAGUUCUUGGCUGUUUUGAACCAGAACCUUAGAUCUUUAGCUUUGCCUGGGGGUCCUGUUGACUCUGUGGAUCACCUGCCUGGAAAUCUAAAGGGAAUUCUGGGAGAUAAGCUGUUUGAAGCCCUAGAUGCAAAAGUGUCAGAGGGAACGAAGGUGUCUGAGGGCUAUGUGGACGACUGCAGGAACACAGACAAUGCCUGGGUGGAAACAACUGUCUUAAACAUUCACCUGGACGGAACAAGCCAAGUGAUGGUGGACAUUAACAACAUGGUUAUAAGCGGUGACAGCUGCCUCCAGUGGCAGGAGGUGAGCAGCAGAAUCAAACUCAGCCCAAACCAAAGAUGCUCGCUGCAGCAGGUGGCGGAGCUGCACAACAGGAAGUUCUGAUAAUUCUGGCCCUGUUUGACAUUGUUAUAUUCAUAUUGCAUUAAGACAACUUAACUUGAAGCCUGGCACAUAGAAGACAAUCCAUGAAUCACCUUGUGCCUUUCAGUGCUGCCUUUGUUGUGAUUCAUUUAAAGAAAAUAUGCAGCAAAUCCUUACCUGAAAUUCUGUUCUUUCUCUUCACUACAGUUAAUAUUGCUAACACUUCCUAUCAUUCCCAAACAAGUUCAUGUUGUUAUGAUACAACUAAAAGUUCAUUAUGUGAAUUUAGUUUAGUUGUUGUUCUACAAAUGUUUCUAGAAACAGCACUCUAUAUAUCUAUUGUGCUUGAUGUGAUACACCUUUGACCAUAAAAGUUAAUGAAAACAUCAAUAUUCAAUGGAAUAGUAUGGUUGAGUGAAUACUGCAGUCCAUACAAUGUCUGAUAGACAAAGUAUAUCACAGUAAUAAUUUGUCUAUGUAGCAAAUACCAUUACAAUAUUUAUGGAUGGGUUUUAUAACAAUGUAUUGGACUACUAUCGAUUCAUCUAUUUGAAUAAACUUCAAAUCUUCAUCAUAUAUAUACCUUUUAUUUCAAGAAUCCAAUAAAAUGACUGAAAGGC